ACCACAACCACAACCACAACCACAACCACAACCACAACCACUGAUCGACGGCUUCCUCCUCCCCCUCCAAUCCAUCGUCCUGAUACCCUCUUGCUCGGCACAAUGACUGCACCACCGCCAUCGCUGCCCUCAACUGCGAGCCUGACCAAGCGCAAGCUCGACGAUGUGCUCUCCGUGUUUCAAGUCAAGCGCCAUGCCCAUGCCGAUGGGACAGCAUCGCAGCAGCAGCCACCACACUCUUACCGCAUCCGACUCGGCGACACCGAUCUGCUCGACCGGAUCUCGACUUUCAAAGAGUCGUUCUGGUUCGGCAAACCGGAUACGCUGUCUGCCGCAGUAUGCGCCCACCACGGUUGGUGCGGAUACGCCCUCAAUACGCUUCGUUGCUCGUCCUGCCAUACGAUCCUCAGCUGCCAUCUCCAGGGAGCCGAAGCGCACGAUUCAGACGCUGCCGAGUUUCGGGCCCGAUUGCAAACAGCCCAUAACGAGCGGUGUCCAUGGAGAUCCUUCACAACCCCGGAAACCGCGUACAAGUUCCCGAUCGUAUCCAACGACUACGCGGAAAAGGCCUUCCGCAGCCGUAUGGACUCGUUUCUGGACUGCCGUGACGAUAUACCCAGUGUCAGCUCAUCCAAGAUCCUCCCCCAUCUCAAAGAGAUUCUGAAGCAUGUGUCGGACGAUCUGUCUCUUUCGUCUCGGCCUGUUUCCCCGCCGGCCCUACAGUCGAUUGUGAUGCUCUCGCUGGCCGGAUGGGAGUGUCAUCGUGGAGCACCCGGCCGCACGACAGCCAAAUGCCAUCUCUGCCAUAGGGUUGUGGGUCUGUGGAAUUUCGCCCGGGCCACGGCAUCUCGGGAGAACCAAGACCUGGAGGGCACUCCAACGGCCGGAGCCGUGCCAGACGAUGAUACUCGGCUACUUGAUGUCGUUGCCGAGCAUCGACGAUAUUGCCCGUGGGUGACCGCUGGCACCGAUUCAACUGCUCGUGCCGUACAUCAUCAGUACCACCCCGAAGCCACUGUUUCGGCACGGCCACUUGUCACAAACAUCGACCAGAAGAUCAGCGAGGCGACAAAGUACUUGGAUCAAUUGCUGCCCAAGAGGGACCAAUCGAGACACACCUAGGUCGACAGCAAAGCCCACGUCCUCUGCCUGCUUGGGAUGGGGCUGUGCGAACUCGCUUCGGCUCUCGUGCGCA
Molecule: messenger RNA, 1195 nt
Organism: Polychytrium aggregatum
Lineage: Eukaryota; Fungi; Chytridiomycota; Chytridiomycetes; Polychytriales
Product: C3HC zinc finger-like-domain-containing protein
Exons: 6
Coding region: 103-1122 (339 amino acids)
Cellular component (GO): nucleus
Molecular function (GO): zinc ion binding
Source: RefSeq, a predicted model, not a curated record